This is a messenger RNA of Peromyscus leucopus (white-footed mouse), 4178 nucleotides long. RefSeq names its product trimethylguanosine synthase 1 (gene Tgs1). Gene Ontology annotation, cellular component: nucleus. NCBI's taxonomy places the organism in Eukaryota, Metazoa, Chordata, Mammalia, Rodentia, Cricetidae. The record is from RefSeq and is a predicted model, not a curated record. Gene Ontology annotation, molecular function: RNA cap trimethylguanosine synthase activity. The transcript is spliced from 13 exons. The coding region runs from base 26 to 2575 and encodes 849 amino acids. Gene Ontology annotation, biological process: 7-methylguanosine RNA capping; 7-methylguanosine cap hypermethylation.
ACAGGAGAGCGACCCCGAGAACGAAAUGUGCUGCGAGAAGUGGAACCACGUGGCCGAAAUGCUGCUCUUCAUUGAGGACCGCGACGAGGAGUACAAGAUCCUUUGCCUCUGCUCCCGGGCAUUUGUGGAGGAUCGAAAAUUGUACAACUUGGGAUUAAAAGGCUACUAUGUCAAAAGCAGUGGCAAUAAUGGAGGAGACCAAGCUACAGAAGAGGAGGAAGAUGAUGGCACCGCAGAGUCACACAGCAAAGAUGCGAGCCCAGAUGAAAGUGAACUUGAUUCUGAGGCCAAACUCAUGAGAAGUAUGGGAUUGCCAAUUCAGUUUGGAAGAGUGUCUGCACAUGAGAGUUUUGAGGUGUCUAUGAAUACUAGAAAUAAAGCUAAAGUAAAGCAAAAGAGAAGAAAACACCAAAAGAAGUACUUAGAGGAAAUGGUACGAGAAUCUUGGAGAAAUGACUGUGAAGAAGAUGAUGUUGUAGUUUCAGAUGAUCCAUCAGUUGAACACUGCGAAAAUAAUGGAACAUGUGAAUUUCCAAGCAAAACAGAUACUGGAACAGAAAACCUUCCUGUUGAAAAUCCACUAUCACCAAAGCUAGAGGUCACAGAGAAUUGGGAAAAGUAUUGGAAUGAAUAUGGAGAAGGGCUGCUGUGGCAAAGCUGGCAGGAAAAACAUCCAGAUCAGACACUGUCUUCUGAGCCUUGGAACCUUCCUGAUACAAAGGAAGAAUGGGAGCAACAUUAUAGUCAGCUUUAUUGGUAUUAUCUGGAACAGUUUCGGUAUUGGGAAGCUCAGGGUUGGACUUUUGCUGCCUCACAGAACUGUGAUAUAGAUGCGUAUGCAUCUCAAGCAGAGGUUGACAAAAAGGAGGAGAGCAGCAUGAAAGUUGACUUAAUGUCUCGUUCGUCUUCACCUAACACAGUUGAUGAUGAAAGCUCUGGUUCAAAUGAUAAAGAUCAGAAUGAAAUACUUACUGGAAUUAAUAACAUAAUUCUGAGUUCGGAGGAAGUAGAACAGAGCCAGUUAGAGUCCUCUGUACACUGUGACAAGCAGGUGAGGGAGAGUGGCCGUGGCAAAGAGUGUCCUGCCUCUGGAGGAAGUGACCCUGGUAAUGGAGCACCCGAGGAAAGUAACCUAUCUGGGAACAGAAGCACAGACCCGCCAGCUCAAGAGUUGAAGGAGUCUUCAGUAACAAAUACAAGCAAAGAUCAAGCAUACCCUGACAGGGCUGAUGGAAAUGAGAGUGACGAUGAUCCACCUGAACACAAGCCCAGCAAAGUGAAGAGAAGCCAUGAAUUGGACAUCGAUGAAAACCCAAAUUCAGAAGUUGAUGACAAUGGUUUACUUCUAGGAUUCAAGCAUGGCUCAGGACAAAAGUAUGGUGGAAUUCUAAAUUUCAGUCAUCGACAGGUCAGGUAUCUAGAGAAGAAUGUGAAAUACAAAUCACAGUAUCUGGAUAUGCGCAAGCGAAUGACUGUAAAGAACAAGCACAUCCUGUUCACCGAAGAGUCAGGAAAACCCCUCCUCAAGAAGAGUAAAGUACGGAGUAAGGUGGAAAAAUUCCUAAAAUGGGUUAAUAAACCAGUAGAUGAGGAGACAUCACAGGAGUCAGUUUGUCACAACAAAAUGCAAGACACUUGCACAAGCAGUGACUCUGAGGAUCAAGACAUGCCCUUGGAGAAAGCUGGUGACCUGAUGGAGACCAGAGAUCCAGAACCUGACACAUGCCAGACCAUCUCUUCAGCCAGUGAACUUGAAGCAGAAAAGAAGCAAGGAGGUUCCGGAACAACUGCUCCCGAGAAGCAGGGUUGUGUAACUGAAGAGAUAGCUAACUCUCCCCAAGCAGAAACAGGAGUUGAAUUGAAGAAGAAAAAGAAGAAAAAAAACAAGAACAAAAAAAUAAAUGGUUUGCCACCUGAAAUAGCCUCUGUCCCAGAGCUGGCAAAGUACUGGGCCCAGAGAUACAGGCUCUUCUCUCGCUUUGAUGAUGGGAUCAAGUUGGACAAAGAGGGCUGGUUUUCAGUUACUCCUGAGAAGAUUGCUGAGCAUAUUGCUGGCCGUGUCAGUCAGUCCUUCAAAUGUGACAUUGUAGUAGAUGCUUUCUGUGGAGUUGGAGGAAAUACCAUUCAGUUUGCCUUAACAGGGAAAAGAGUGAUUGCCAUUGAUAUUGACCCAGUUAAGAUUGAUCUUGCUCGUAAUAAUGCUGAAGUUUAUGGGGUAGCAGAUAAGAUAGAGUUUAUCUGUGGAGAUUUCCUACUCUUGGCUCCCUGUGUGAAGGCUGAUGUUGUAUUCCUAAGCCCGCCUUGGGGGGGACCAGAUUAUGCUACUGCAGAGACCUUCGACAUUAGGACAAUGAUGUUUCCUGAUGGCUUUGAAAUUUUCAGGCUUUCCCAGAAGAUCACUAAUAAUAUUGUUUAUUUUCUUCCAAGAAAUGCUGAUAUUGACCAGGUGGCGUCUUUGGCUGGGCCUGGAGGGCAAGUAGAAAUAGAGCAGAACUUUCUUAACAACAAAUUAAAGACAAUCACUGCAUAUUUUGGUGACCUGAUCAGAAGACCAGCCUCUGAAGCGGAAGUGUGAGGACAGCAAGAUCAUGAAGAGUCAGAGUGGCAUUUGAACUCGAGACACUUGGGAAGGUCUUCUAGGCUCCUUGACAUUGUGUGCAUAUGUGAUAUGGAAAUCUUUCUGAGUUUUAAUGAAUGCUAAUGACGUGGUUUGAGAUCUUCGGGUAAUAUUAACUGAACUGUGUUCUGUACUUUAAAACAGUAAGCAUCAGGGCCAGGUGGUGGCAGGUACCUAUUAUAAUCCCAGCACUUCAGAGGUUCAAGGCUAUUCUGUGCUACAUAAAUUCAAGGGCAGCCUGAGUUACCUGAGACCUUGCCUCAAAAAAAUAAUCUUGGCAUGACCCUGUGCUUAAAUUAAGUGCAUCUGUAUAUAUAUGUAUGUUCCUAUUCUUUAUGUUUUAGUUUAACAUCUUUGUGUAUGUGUAAAUAAUUGCUUUUUUAUAUGCAAAGAAAAACAAAGCAGUUCUGCCUACAUGUUUAACCCUUAGUGAAAUAAUGCUGCUAAUUUAAUGCUAUAACAAGAAAAGUAAAACUCUCCCACUGCCUUACCUAAUUUUUAUUCAGCUGUCUAAAGAUAAUUCCCACUACCUUACCUAUUUUUUACUCAACUGUCUAAAGAUAAUCACAGUUAACAAUGUUUUGUAUUUUACUUUUUUAUUACAUUUGUAUUUCGUGUGCAUGCAUAGAGGUCAGAGAACAACUUGGAGAGAUCUGUUCUCUGUGUCUACUGUGUGGGUUCCUGGGAGUCAGGUUCAGGUAUCAGGCUAAAUAUAUGGCAAGAGCCUUUACCUACUGAACCAUCCUGCUGGUCCCCAUGUUAAUUCUUCUGAAGAAAAGAUUGAAUUGCAGUAUACCAGUGUAUACAGACACACUUUUCCUUUGAUACACUGUUCAUUCAGUGCCUUCCCUUUUUGGAUACUUAAUGUAUAUUUUAUAAAAUAGACGCCUUUUUUAGAGUGUGAGAGUGUGAAUGUGUGUGUGCACACUCAGCCCCAUACCCAUGUAUAUUAUAUGCAGGUUCCCAGAGUCCAGGGAAGGGAGUUGGGUCUCUUGGAGCUGGAGUUACAGGUGGUUGUGAGCUGCCCAGUGUGGGUACUAAGAAAUUCACAUGACUCUUUUGAUCUUCGAUACUGAGGCAUCUCUCCAGCCCAAAAUGCUUUUAUUUAAUCAAUGUUUUUAUUUUUCUAUUUUGGUGUGGUUUGUUUUUACAGAUACCUUGUGUGACCCAGACCAGCCUCAAAUUUGUUGUAUACCUGAGGAUGACUUUGAGCUCCUGACCCUCCUGCCUCCACACCUGGCUUAUCAGUUUAUCUUGAAGGCCAUUCCAUUUCAGUCCAUACAUGUCAAUCUACCUCGUGUUUUACAUGGCUGUCUUGCCUUCCACCAUCUGUGUAUAUAAACUACUUCCCUAGCGAGAGGCACUCAAGCAGUUUUUAUGGUUUUACUAUUACCGACUAUUAUGUAUGGUCUUUCCUUACAAUAUUUGCUGUUGAACAAGUAUUUCAGUUGGUAAGUUUCUAGCAGUUAGACCAUAGGUCUUGUGUACAAUUCAGUCUUGAUAAAUACAGCCAGAGUGCUUCAAUAAAGUUGAACUUGCUUUUAGGCUUAUUUAUCUCAAA